Cinclus cinclus is the source of this 573-nucleotide messenger RNA. RefSeq names its product leucine rich adaptor protein 1 like (gene LURAP1L). The transcript has 2 exons. The record is from RefSeq and is a predicted model, not a curated record. The coding region runs from base 1 to 573 and encodes 190 amino acids. Gene Ontology annotation, biological process: positive regulation of canonical NF-kappaB signal transduction. NCBI's taxonomy places the organism in Eukaryota, Metazoa, Chordata, Aves, Passeriformes, Cinclidae.
AUGGAGCCCGGCGCGCCCCCUGACCUCCGCGACGUCGAGCAGAAGCUGGGGCGCAGAGUGCCCGAGAGCCUGGCGCGGCCCCUGCGCGGGGAGGAGCUCCCGGCCCGCCCCGCCGCCGCGGCCCCAGGCCCCCGCCGCCGCCGCGCUGCCGCCCUGGCCCGUCUGGAGACGAAACUUCAGCUCCUGAGGCAGGAGAUGGUUAAUCUCCGAGCCACUGAUGUGAAGCUUAUGCGCCAGCUCCUCCUCAUCAAUGAAAGUAUUGAAUCAAUCAAGUGGAUGAUUGAAGAGAAAGCCAUUGCCAGCAGAGGCAGCAGUUUGAGUGGAAGCCUGUGCAGCUUGCUAGAAAGUCAAGAAACAUCCCUCCAUGGCAGCUGUAACAGUUUACAGGACUGUAGUGAUGGACUGGAUGGAAUAUCAGUGGGGAGUUAUUUGGACACCUUAGCGGAUGAUGUCCCUGGUCACCAAACUCCUUCAGAUAUGGACAAGUUCAGUGAUUCUUCUGUCACAGAGGACUCACAGUCUUCACAUAAGCAUCCCAAAAUUGAUUCUGAUGAGUACUACUGUUUUGGUUAG